AUACUGCUACAGGGGAUAUGUUCAUGUUAUAGAACCAGACAGUUUGAAGGCGAUUUAAACCGCCGUUCUGCUACAUACCUGGGUCAAGAUGGUGGACACCUCACCCGACAUUGAAAUGGAUAUUGACUUUUCAAGCAAAACUAAGCUGUCGAAGACCGAGAAAAAGCAGCAAGGGUGGACUGGAAAAGAGAAAUGUCUCUUAACUCUUCUGAUACUAAGCGUGCUCAUCAUCAUAGGCAUUGUAGCCGUAUUCCUGCUCUCAAUUUUGGGCAUAGUGGACAUUCUACCAAAAGCUGCGGUUAACGAUACCACGUGUACAGACCUCAGCUGUCUUGAGGCAGCCUCUGCCGUCUUAUCUUCCAUGAACACCUCUGUUGAUCCAUGUGAGGACAUAUACCGCUUUGCCUGUGAGGGCUGGAUGGAAAGAAAUCCUCGCCCUCCUACACAAUCGAGAUGGUUUCACAUGAGUAAAAUGCUGAAAGAAAUAAAAGAUAAACUUAAGUUACUCCUCGAGGAACCGAUAAAACGAAACCAGCCGCUUUCUUUUGAGCGAAAAUUGAAGGACUUCUACCUCAGCUGCACUGACACUGCGGGCAGAGAUAAGCUAGGACCUCAACCUAUGUUGGACAUAAUUCAGGAAAUUGGGGGUUGGAAUGCCCUGGGCGAAGGGUCGUGGCAUGAGCCAAGCUGGGACACCACCGAGGCUAUGGUCCAGGUACAAACACGCUUCACCGGUCUGACGAACCAACUCUUCGAGGUGGAAGUCCGUGCCGACGACCAAGAGCCAAACGUGAACAUUCUGAAAAUACGCCAAGGGGGAUUAGGUCUUCCGAAUCGGAAAUUUUAUUUUGAAAACGAAACCGAAAGUAAAUACAUCAGGGCGUAUAAGCAGUUUCUUCAGACGACUGCCAUCUCAAUGGGCGUAUCACGGGAAAAUGCAUCCGUGUUCACAGAGGAGGUGUUUGGGUUUGAGAAGAAGUUGGCGGAGAUCACUUUUGACAGCGGUGCUAAAGAAGUAAGAAACCCUGUGCUUACCUAUAAUAAAGUCACUGUAGAAGAGUUGAUAGAACUGACACCGUCGAUCAACUGGACCCUGCUACUCUCCAUUUGGAAAGAUGACCUGUCCAACACAACCACGCUCCUUGUUUUUAAUAAGGAUUACAUGAAGAACGUAUCAGCGUUGAUAGAUAACACUGAGAAAAGUGUCCUUAACCAGUACGUAGUAUGGACGCUGCUUCGGAAGACAGCCAGCUACUUGUCGAGAGAAUUCCGGGCAGCAGUUGACGAAUACACUGUCGCCGUAACAGGUCUGGAAAAACCUAAGGAGCUAUGGGAACAAUGCCAAGAUGUCGUCGGCAAGCAAAUGUGGAAAGCUGUCUCCGCCAUGUUUGUUAGGGAGCAUUUUCCAAGAGAGAGUAAAGAAGAGGUCAUUGAUAUGAUAAAGUACAUGAAGAGAGCCUUCAAGAUGCGGAUUGACAGUGUCAAAUUCAUGGACGAAUCAACCAGGAAAGCUGCACAUCAAAAGCUAGAUGCCAUGAAGUAUGAAAAGAUUGGGUUUCCAGACUACAUGCUGAACGAUACGCACAUGGACGACAUAUACAAAAAUCUGAAAAUCAACUGCUCGAAUUGUUUGUUCAGUACCAUACAAAACGUUGCUGAGUGGGAGCGACAGAGGUUACGGGAAAAACUCGCCAAACCAGUUGAUAAAAAAGAAUGGAAGUUCCCACCUCAUCAGGUCAAUGCUUUCUACGACAGGACUAAUAACGAAAUGGUAUUCUUAGCCGGGAUUUUGCAGCCGCCAUUCUUUAAUCGCCAGUUUCCAAAGUAUACCAACUACGCCACUAUUGGUCACGUGAUAGGCCACGAGAUCACGCACGGUUUCGACACCGGAGGAUCGCGGUAUGACAAAGAUGGAAGGUUGCAAAAUUGGUGGUCAAACGCCUCCUGGACGCAAUUUCAGAAAGACGCUUCGUGCGUAACUGACUACUAUUCCACUUACACAAUGUCCGGAAUGCAGGUGGAUGGAAAGUUAACCCUGACAGAAAAUUUAGCAGAUAUUGGAGGUUUGAAAUUAGUGAAGGAGGGUUACGACGUAUGGGUCGCAGACCACGGUAAAGAGGGAAAGCUCCCCGGAAUAAAUAGAUCGUUGGAGGAACUUAUUUUUGUUGCAGCAGCACAAGUAAGAAUCCAUAUAAUGCUGUGA
Molecule: messenger RNA, 2203 nt
Organism: Lingula anatina
Lineage: Eukaryota; Metazoa; Brachiopoda; Lingulata; Lingulida; Lingulidae
Product: endothelin-converting enzyme homolog
Biological process (GO): protein processing
Cellular component (GO): plasma membrane
Molecular function (GO): metalloendopeptidase activity
Source: RefSeq, a predicted model, not a curated record